AUGUCACUGCCGAGCGCAGGGGCCGGCCGGGCUCUUGCUGGCUGCAGCAGACCUGCUGGCAUUGCCUUACAUGGCUACAUCCCCGGGACGGCGCAGGCCGUGCUCGCUUGGCUGCUGGCGGCUCUGGAGAGCGACAUCCAGGGGAUAGUGAAGGUGGGGGCAGCGGAGACUCCGCGACAAAGUGCACAACCUCACAGCUGCGAUGCUGGAGGUGGGCACGAGCCCCUGAGCCAGACGGCCACCAAGCUAUCCCACAUGGAGACACAGAUCUCCAUGGGCCCAGGCUGCCCAUGCCAAGCCAAACCCCGGCUGUCACCGGGCAACGGCCCCGCCCCCCCGAUCCCGCGGCUGGGCAUCGCGCCCUACAACUGGAACACGGAGUGUCUGCGGGGCGAUGCGGAGGCGCCCGGCUGGGCCACGGCUUUCCCCCAGGCGCUGGGGCUCGCUGCCGCCUUCAGCCCUGAGCUCGUCUACCGGGUGGCCAAUGCCACUGCCACCGAGGUGAGAGCCAAGCACAACAACUUUGCUGCCACCGGCCGCUACGGUGACCACACAGGGCUCAGCUGCUUCAGCCCCGUCCUGAACAUCAUGAGGCACCCGCUGUGGGGCAGGAACCAGGAGACCUACGGGGAGGACCCGUUCCUGAGCGGGGAGUUGGCCCACAGCUUCGUGCAGGGGCUGCAGGGUCAGCACCCGCGCUAUAUCAAGGCCAGUGCCGGCUGCAAGCACUUCAGCGUGCAUGGGGGCCCUGAGAACAUUCCCGUCUCCAGGCUCAGCUUUGACGCCAAGGUGCUGGAGCGGGACUGGCGCACCACCUUCCUGCCCCAGUUCCAGGCGUGUGUGCGCGCUGGCUCCUACAGCUUCAUGUGCAGCUACAACAGGAUCAACGGCGUUCCCGCCUGCGCCAACAAGAAGCUGCUGACAGACAUCCUGCGUGGCGAGUGGGGGUUUGAGGGCUACGUGGUGAGCGAUGAAGGAGCCCUGGAGCUCAUCAUGCUGGGGCACCACUACACGCGCACCUUCCUGGAGACGGCGGUCGCCUCGAUGAACGCCGGCUGCAACCUGGAGCUCUCCUACGGCACAAGGAACAAUGUCUUCAUGCACAUCCCCCAGGCUCUGGUCAUGGGCAACAUCACGCUGCAGAUGCUGCGUGACCGGGUCCGGCCCCUCUUCUACACGCGGAUGCGGCUGGGGGAGUUCGACCCCCCGGCCAUGAACCCCUACAGCGCCCUGGACCUGAGCGCUGUGCAGAGCCCCGAGCACCGCAACCUCUCGCUGGAAGCUGCUAUCAAGAGCUUUGUGCUGCUGAAGAACACACGGGGGACGCUGCCCCUCCGGGCCUGGGACCUGCCCAGCCAGCGCCUAGCGGUGGUGGGACCCUUCGCUGACAACCCCCGGGUGUUGUUUGGGGACUACGCGCCGGUGCCGGAGCCACGUUACAUCUACACUCCCCGGAGAGGGCUGGAGACACUGCCGGCCAACGUCACCUUCGCGGCAGGCUGCCGUGAGCCACAGUGCCAGCAGUACUCGCGGGCAGAGGUGGUGGGUGCGGCGGCGGUAGCCGACGUGGUGGUGGUCUGCCUGGGCACAGGAACGGGUGUGGAGACGGAGGCAAAGGACCGGAGGGACCUGUCCCUGCCAGGCCACCAGCUGGAGCUGCUGCAGGACGCCGUGCAGGCGGCUGCCGGGCGCCCCGUCAUCCUGCUGCUGUUCAACGCGGGGCCCCUGGAUGUGAGCUGGGCGCAGGCGCAUGAGGGCGUGGGCGCCAUCCUGGCCUGCUUCUUCCCUGCCCAGGCCACCGGCCUCGCCAUUGCCAGGGUCCUGCUGGGUGAGGCAGGGGCCAACCCGGCCGGCAGGCUGCCAGCCACAUGGCCCGCGGGCAUGCACCAGGUACCACCGAUGGAGAACUACACCAUGGAGGGGCGGACGUACCGGUACUACGGGCAGGAGGCCCCGCUCUACCCCUUUGGGUACGGGCUGUCCUACACCACGUUCAAGUACCGGGACCUGGUGCUGAGCCCCCCAGUGUUGCCCGUCUGUGCCAACCUCUCCGUGUCUGUGGUGCUGGAGAACAUGGGGCAGCAGGAUGGCGAGGAGGUGGUGCAGCUGUACCUGCGGUGGGAGCAGUCAUCCGUGCCAGUGCCCCGCUGGCAGCUGGUGGCUUUCCGCCGCGUGGCUGUGCCGUCCGGCCGGGAGACCAAGCUGUCCUUCCAGGUGGCGGCCGAGCAGCGCGCCGUCUGGGCACAGGGCUGGCGCCUCGAGCCUGGCACCUUCACCCUCUUUGCCGGUGGGCAGCAGCCGGGCCAGCAGACACGGGCGCCCUCGGAGGUGCUGACCGCGCGGUUCACCGUCACCGGCGCAGCCCGGCCCCUGCGUGGGUGCUAG
Molecule: messenger RNA, 2385 nt
Organism: Nipponia nippon (crested ibis)
Lineage: Eukaryota; Metazoa; Chordata; Aves; Pelecaniformes; Threskiornithidae
Source: RefSeq, a predicted model, not a curated record